Messenger RNA from Dinoponera quadriceps, 2229 nucleotides. RefSeq lists its product as uncharacterized. Bases 130 to 1182 code for a protein of 350 amino acids. Gene Ontology annotation, cellular component: chitin-based extracellular matrix. Lineage: Eukaryota; Metazoa; Arthropoda; Insecta; Hymenoptera; Formicidae. The transcript has 4 exons. The record is from RefSeq and is a predicted model, not a curated record. Gene Ontology annotation, molecular function: structural constituent of chitin-based larval cuticle.
UAUCCUAGGCAUCGUAAGCGAGAGAGAGAAAAAAGAAGGAGAAGAGAGAGAGAGAGAGACGGCCGAGAUCAGCACUCCGGUCACGAUCGACCGACGGUUCCAGCGGCCCUGCUCCACCUGGGGACGAUCAUGAUACUCGCGAUCCUGUGCAGCCUCGUCGUCGUCGUCGGGCGAUCCGUCGCUUCGCCGAUCGCCGCCAACGUCUGGCUGAGCCCGAUACCAGCCCUCUCGCCGCUCAGGCAGUAUCACAUACAAGACGGAUCGGGCGCGUACAAGUACUCCUUCACGGGGCCUCAUCAUGCCAAAGCGGAAUCCACGUUGAACGGCGUGACGCAGGGUGGAUACUCCUAUAUCGAUGCAAAUGGAAUUUUGCAAACGGUCUCGUACACGGCGGACGAUCAGAAUGGAUUCCGAGUGAGCGCGAGCAAUUUGCCGCAACCGUCCACCAAGGAUGAGUUGCAGACGAUGCAGGAUACGCCGGAGGUGGCCGCUGCCAAGCGGAACCAUCUCGAGGAGUUGCAGAAGGAGUCGCAUCAGGCGAUCAAUUGGCAGGAUCAGAAUCUCCUGUCGUACAAGAUCGUGCCGUCGUACUUCAGCCUCGCGCAGAUCCAACAGGAGGAGGGAAACGGCAAGGCUGGCGAGCUGAACUCGAACGCGCGAGACGCGGAGAGCACGAAGAAUCCGUUUUUACUGGCGAAGUCGGAGGCGGACAAGAUCGACGUGCCGAAGCCGGAUCCGAGUCUCUCUAAGAUAACGUCCGCGCCUUCGCUGCCCACUGCGGCGACCGGCCUGCCCGCAUCGUCGGCGCUGCUGCGGGAGAACGCGCUCUUCAAGGACGAGGAGCGGACGUCUCAGAAUCAGAACGCCUUGCACCUCGGCAAACUGACGCCGCUCGCUGCGUCGAUCCAGAGACCGUUGGCCAUGCCGACGCCCUACGUGUUCUCGGUGCUGCCAUACCGAUUCCUCCACAGCUCGCUGCAUCACACGCAGGACUCGCUCGGCCAGUACGACUACACUUACUCCGGGGACUCGAGCGCUAAGACCGAGUCCAGGUCGCUCGACGGCACCACCAGGGGUGCCUACAGUUACAUCGAUCCUAACGGGAUUCUCCAGCAGGUGCACUACAUCGCCGAUCACAACGGGUUCCGGGUGAUGGCGACCAACCUCCCCGAGGCGAAGUGACGGCCCUUCCCCGCGUCGAAUGUCCCGGGCGGGCGCCUUCGUCUCUCCGAGGUGCGGCGUCGACUUGUGAGAUACGAGACGUUGGUCGAGCCGAUCCUACCCUCUGCAGAAGACAAUCCCUCUUCGGAACGGCGAAUUUCGAACUCGCCUGUUCCGCAACAUCGAACGUAGUUUAUACAUCUAUAUGUUGUUUCUCGCGAAUUCCCGCGAGAGCCGGAAGAGCGAAAACGGAUGUCGACGUCGCGGCCCUCCGUGCGCAUUCCUUUCAUCGGCGCGUCGUUUAAACGUUCGCCGCUUGCCGCCGAUUACUUUUAAGUUAACGGCUACUUCGCUCGCAACGACGAGAACGGAGUAAAAAGGAGGGCGCGUGUCCUUCAGCGGGAAAUCUGUAUGCAAAUGCGACGUCUGUCUCUCUCUCUCUCUUUCUCUCUCUCUCUAAUAGGUAUCGGUGUCGGGGAUCCUCGAGGAAAUAUCCUCGCGAAUGCAUCUCGAGUCCGUUCGAUAUUUAUUCACGCGGGGACGCGGAGGAGCGGACUUGAUUUGUAUUCGAACACGUUCUCUCUCCCUCUCUCUUUCUUAAGACUAACUUUGCUCCCGUUUUCCCUCGCCCUUCUUUCUGUUUUAUAACAAUGUCGAGCUUACUCUCACGAUAGCGGCAGCGCUACCGGAUAAAUUAUUUCGCGGUGUACAUCGUAGAGACGAUCCACCCUCUCUCAUUAUCUUUGUCGCGAGAACGGGCCGGUGUGAAGAGAACGACUCAACGACGGCGCACUUUCAAGAUCGUCAGCGGACUCGAUCAUAUCUGAGAUAAAUGCAGACGGGGAAUGCGCGAUCUUCGCUGUCUCCGCAAAUUCUCUCGUCACUCCUCCGAUUUCUCCAUCCGACGUAUGAUAUUGUACAUGCAAACACUUAAAUAUAAAUGAGUAUAAUAAAUUUAAUAAGCAAAUCUCCACCGAUCGCAUCUUCAACGGGACUGUAGAACCUGAAAACAAAAUACGGUUUCGCCGCUCUGCCCUCCGCUUCCACGCCCGAGGCGAAGAUUGAGCA